AUGGCUGAGUUCUUUGACCCUCAAGUUCGGGCUACUCGAUGUGCAAUCUUCGUUGUUCUCGCGGGGUUGCGCAUGGCCGACGGAGUCCGGUUCCCAGGCGUAGACCCACAGGAUAGUCUCUGCGGUCAUUUAGCUACUCCAUGUGCAAUCACCCCCGUCAAUGCUACGUGGGGUUUCCUAGCACUUAAUUUGUACAUGAGCGCAGAGCUGGUAAGGUGCACCAUACUGGGAAGCCCACAGGCCAUCAUGUACGAGCUAUUUUCUCGUGGUUUCCAUUCCCCUACUAUCCAGACUUUAUCAGCCCCAUAA
This is a messenger RNA of Aspergillus niger, 309 nucleotides long. RefSeq lists its product as hypothetical. The coding region runs from base 1 to 309 and encodes 102 amino acids. The record is from RefSeq and is a predicted model, not a curated record. Lineage: Eukaryota; Fungi; Ascomycota; Eurotiomycetes; Eurotiales; Aspergillaceae. The transcript is spliced from 5 exons.